Messenger RNA from Corylus avellana, 783 nucleotides. RefSeq names its product histone-lysine N-methyltransferase trithorax-like protein. The record is from RefSeq and is a predicted model, not a curated record. NCBI's taxonomy places the organism in Eukaryota, Viridiplantae, Streptophyta, Magnoliopsida, Fagales, Betulaceae.
CCCUCAACACACACCAAAUAUGAAGAGAGAGGGUCGCCAACAUGGAAUGGUUAGGACCUACCGGAUCCUACCAUCUCCAGCAAACCCGAGACCCGAAACCCGGGUUGUCAACAAAUUUGAUUCAACCCCAACUGCUGGGUUGUUCACCAAGGUGCCAUCCAAGCCCACCAACCACUCCAAGUUCUCCGGCAAGUGUGGCACCCCAAGGUGCAAUGGGUGUCAUGUGAACCCGGCAUGUAAGUCCAAGCCUAAGACCAAAGGGGCCCAGAAGUUGAAGUCAUGCGACGUCGUUGUGAGUUCUCGAUUAAUCAGUUGGCGGGUUGUCGACGGGCAACCCGGCUUGAGUUUUUCUGGGGUUUCUGCCACAGAUCUUUUGGAUCAUGUGUCUGGUGAUUAUAUGAAUGAUGACGAAGUUUAUGAUAGUGAUUUUGAGUAUGAUGAGACAAUGAAUUUUGAAUCUCCAUGUAAUAAGGACAAUGAGAUAAGGGUUGAUAUUAAUCAUGAGGACGGGGAAGAAAACAAUAAUAGUGAUAAUUUAAGUUAUUGUGAUGUGGAAUUUGUGUUGGACCAAGUUGAAGGAGAAGAAGGAUGGUGUCUAGUGGAAGAAAUGUGAACUUUUAUCUCUCUUUGAUACAUUGUGAAUGAUUACUUUGUAUCAUUUUUCUUUUCAUUUUAAUUUUUUGUUUGUACUUUUGUUAAAUUUAUGUACCCCUCUUUAUAUGUGAAUGGGUCAUGGAUUCUUAUCCGGGGCCAUGGUAUAAAUGAAAGUUGUCAUUUUUAAUA